Pseudomyrmex gracilis is the source of this 3139-nucleotide messenger RNA. RefSeq names its product segment polarity protein dishevelled homolog DVL-3 (gene dsh). The record is from RefSeq and is a predicted model, not a curated record. The coding region runs from base 450 to 2570 and encodes 706 amino acids. NCBI's taxonomy places the organism in Eukaryota, Metazoa, Arthropoda, Insecta, Hymenoptera, Formicidae. The transcript is spliced from 10 exons. Gene Ontology annotation, biological process: intracellular signal transduction; canonical Wnt signaling pathway. Gene Ontology annotation, molecular function: frizzled binding. Gene Ontology annotation, cellular component: cytosol.
CCUCGGAGAAGCCAGUUUCCCACUGGUGUGGCAUCUGCUCGCACCGAAGUCUUCGCGGGCGGGGGGUUUUUAGUUUUCGAGCAAUUUCGAUAUCAUCACAUCGGCCAGCGAGCGAGCGAGCGAGUCUGUGUGCGUGCGUCGUCGGACGCGCGUUUGUCUCUCUCUCUGCAUGUGGGGAGAGCGUAAAAACGCACAAUCCUCCGGACGGUGCGAUGCGAUGUUGACGUUUGAUUUAUCAUCGCGAUCGGUGCGGAUUUUGCGUGCCGCGCGGAUAAUAUGCCCGGUUCCGGUCUCCUCCUCGUGAACGACGGCGCGAGCGUGCGACGACGACGACUCCUCCCCCGUUGAAUGCGGGUUACGUGAAUCUCGUCUCGUCGGGACGAGACCCGGCAAAGACAUGCGAUCUUGAGCGAACGGGGCACAGCUGGGGCUUUGGGGGCAGCUCUCUUAUGCGCGACGCGCCAUAUUGGUUCGCGAGAGUAUCGUCCGAGUCGUUAGUACCCGUGUCGCGUAGAUCGUAUCGUUUCUUCUUCAACGAAGCGAAUGAACUCAGUGUGACACAAGCUCCGACGAUGGAGGAAACGAAGAUUAUUUAUCACAUGGACGACGAGGAAACGCCGUAUCUGGUUAAGCUCAACAUCUCGCCGGAGCGUGUAACCCUGGCCGACUUCAAAAACGUUUUGAAUCGGCCGAAUUACAAGUAUUUCUUCAAGUCAAUGGACGAUGACUUCGGUGUGGUAAAGGAAGAGAUUGUGGACGACGAUGCUCACUUGCCAUGCUUCAACGGUCGGGUUGUCUCUUGGUUGGUGUCGGCCGAAGGUAGUAACGUGUCGGACGGCGCAUCCCAGUGUACGGACUCGAUGGCGCACAGUGAAGCUAAACACGAACGUGUUGAUCACAUAACACCCGGACACGGUAACAGACCGACCGCUCCGCUCUCGCACGACGACACGUUGACAGAGACGGAAAGUAUCAUAAGCAGUCGACAGGGUCAUCACUUGCACAAGAGCUCAAGGCAUCAUUCAGAAAAAUAUGAGAAAUACAACAAAUACAACGGACUUCGCAUAAACGGCCAUUCGAAACAUCGCUCCGGUCACGGAUACGAGACUGCUUCCAUUUUGAGUUCGGAUUUGGAAACGACGACGUUUCUGGAAUCGGACGAUGACGCGAGUAGUCGCAUCACGUCGACAACAGGUCGACAUACAAAUAUGAGCAGCGCGGUCGACAGAGGUACUUUAGAUCGACGUAGACCGCAAAGAAGACGGCGUCACAGAUUACCACCGAUGUCUCGGACAUCAUCAUUUAGUAGUAUUACCGACAGUACAAUGUCUUUAAAUAUUAUAACUGUUUCAUUAAACAUGGACACCGUUAAUUUUCUCGGUAUCAGUAUCGUCGGUCAAAGCAACAAAGGUGGAGAUGGUGGAAUAUACGUCGGUUCAAUAAUGAAAGGGGGAGCGGUCGCUCUAGACGGUCGGAUAGAACCUGGCGACAUGAUUCUUCAAGUCAACGAUAUUAAUUUUGAAAACAUGUCCAACGACGAGGCGGUGAGAAUAUUGCGCGAGGUGGUGCAAAAACCAGGACCAAUAAAACUUGUAGUCGCGAAAUGUUGGGACCCGAAUCCGAAGGGUUAUUUCACAAUACCUCGUACGGAGCCGGUGCGUCCCAUAGACCCCGGUGCGUGGGUAGCGCAUACAGCUGCCAUACGAGGCGAAGGUUUCCCACCUCGUCCACCAAGUGCCACUACAUUAACUUCGACAUCGAGCAGUCUCGCAAGCACACUGCCAGAUACUGAACGACCUCUGGAAGAACUUCACUUGACCGUCAAUACCGACAUGCCGACGGUGGUACGAGCGAUGGCUCGAUCCGACUCCGGUUUAGAGAUUCGCGAUCGGAUGUGGCUUAAAAUAACCAUUCCAAAUGCAUUUAUAGGCGCGGACGUGGUAGAUUGGUUGAACACGCACGUGGAGGGAUUUAUUGAUCGGCGUGAUGCCAGAAAAUACGCUUCGCUCAUGUUGAAGGCCGGUUUCAUACGGCACACAGUGAACAAAAUCACAUUCUCCGAACAAUGUUAUUACAUAUUUGGUGAUCUGUGUUCGGCCAUGAGCAGCAUGAAACUGGAUUGUGAUACAGUCGGUCCCUUGCCGCCGCCGAAUGCCUGGGACAUGCCUUAUUCGGGAACAUACGCGCCACACUCGGCGACGGGUUACAGCCCCAUGCCAUUUAAUUUCACGAACGAGCCCACCGUCUACGGUUACAAUCAGGAGGAGAGCGUGCACAGUGGUUCGGGUGGUAGCAGCGCGGGUAGCGAACGCAUUUGCAAGGAGCCAAUUCACGAUCUAAAAUCCUGUUCCUCGGCGUCGGAAUCGGAGCUGCACAAUCCGUCGGUGCCGUCAAUGCCGAGCAAAAACUCCGGGAACGGAAACGGUUCGAACGGAAAGAGAUCAAACGGGAGUCGCAGUCGUUCAAGCGGUUCCGAACAGUCCGUUCAGACGGGGACGGGAUCAGGGAAUCAGCAGAAUCAACAAGACUUAUCUGGAUUGUCUACGACAAUGGGGCAGCUAUUUCUUUAAAAUCGGACAAUAUUAUUUCUGAACAUAAAUCCAAUGAUUCACUUAUUUUUAUUAUUAUUAUUUUUUUUUUUGUUAUUUCGAGAGCGCACUCGGUAUGUGACUUUCAAAAAACAGAGACACUUAUGUCAGAGAGAGAAUAUCAAAAAAAAAAAACGUUCGUGUACAGAAAUAGUUUUUUUUCGAGCUUGUUAACAAUUGUUAAACUCGUUGUGGAAGCUUUUGCGGAUGAUCCGUGCGUGACAGAGUCACUUGUGCUUCAUUACGAAACAGUUGAGAAGCAGCUAAGUAGUAGUAUCGAAAAAAAAAAAACAAAAACUACUUCUUACGAUUGUGUUAUGCGACAUUGUGUACCGGAAUUCACAUUCGAAUUGUAUAUAUAUAUAUUAUUAUGCAAAUUUUUACGCUCAUAUUAAACGUGCCAUUUUAAUCAAUGUUAGAAAUGUAGAGGAAACUGCGAGACUUUAAUUUAUACAGAUGCUUGUGCACAGGGGGUGUGCGUAAGUUACUCGGAUUAUGUUUACCCCGUCAUUGUCACACACACGUAUAUUUUAAUAUAAUUAUUACUUAUA